AUGGACUUCGUAAUGACCAUCGAAUCUGACGAUGAAUCACCGCCUCAACGCAGAAGUAGCAAGAAGCAGCAAGUGGAUGAUGCCGCCCACCUGGACCCCGAUUUCCAGUUUGAUGUAGCUGGCGAUCCCUACACCGAUUUUUUGGAGUUUGGAACGCAGCAGGAGGAUAUUGUGAAGAAGGUUUCUAAGCCAGAUCCUGUCUCAGUAGAUGAAAUCAUCGAAAGACACAAACUCAAGACACUGUCAAAAAGAAAACGCGAGCCAGAGAGCGAGGAUGAAGCUGAGGACGGUAUGGAGGAAAGUGAUGCCAGCGGUGCGGAGGACUUCCCUGAAACGGAUGGUUCGGGUGACGAAGAUGACCCCCUUGCCAGUUCCGGCGAUGAAAAUUACGAAAGCGCCGAGUCCGUAGUCGAGGAGGACGAGGAGCAGAGUGAUAAUGUUGAUGUGGAAUUGAAUUCCUCGGAUGAAUCAGAGGAAGAGACUCAAGUCGAAAAGGAUCGCAAAGAAGCAUUCUUUGAUUCGGAGGCAGCACCUACGGAGCAUCAUGCAUCUUUUCUAACCAUGAACCUUUCUCGCCCAAUUCACAAGGCGUUGGCCAAUCUCGGAUUUACUUCGCCAACACCUAUUCAAGCCGCGACCAUCCCUGUUGCUUUGCUGGGCAAAGAUGUUGUCGGAAAUGCUGUCACGGGUUCUGGAAAGACGGCUGCGUUUACUAUCCCUAUGCUGGAACGGCUGCUAUAUCGAGAAAAGGGGAAGCAUGCAGCAGCGACUCGGUGUCUGGUGCUGGUCCCGACAAGAGAAUUAGCUGUGCAGUGUUAUGAGGUUGGUUCUAAACUUGCAGCACACACCGACAUCCGCUUUUGCCUCAUCGUUGGUGGACUUUCCCUCAAAUCGCAAGAAGCAACUUUAAGGACUCGCCCAGACGUCAUCAUCGCAACUCCUGGACGGCUUAUCGAUCACUUGCGCAAUUCCCCUUCCUUCGCGCUCGAUGCACUGGAUGUUCUUGUUCUUGACGAAGCGGACCGCAUGCUUUCCGAUGGAUUUGCAGACGAGUUAGCCGAAAUCAUCAAAGCAUGUCCUGUUUCCCGUCAGACAAUGCUGUUUUCCGCUACAAUGACUGACACUAUUGAUGAACUGGUGAAGAUGUCUUUGAACAAGCCAGUACGCCUGUUCGUAGACCCAAAGCGAACCACGGCUCGAAGCCUUAUCCAAGAAUUCGUUCGUGUGCGAACGGAGAAAGAAGCAGAUCGGACUGCCCUGCUUGUAUCUCUAUGCAAGAGAACGUUCAGACAGCGCGUUAUCAUAUUCUACAAGAGCAAGAAGCUAGCACACCAGAUGCGCAUUGUUUUUGGUCUUCUUGAUAUGAAGGCCGAGGAGUUGCAUGGCGACCUCACUCAAGAACAGCGUCUCAGAGCUUUGCAGCUAUUUCGCGAUUCACAAGUAGAUUAUUUAAUGGCGACUGAUCUUGCUUCUCGUGGCUUAGAUAUCAAGGGCAUCGAGACCGUUAUCAAUUACGACAUGCCUAACACGUUGUCGCAAUACCUUCACCGAGUGGGUCGGACGGCCCGCGCAGGCAAGUCUGGUCGCUCAGUUACUCUAGUAGGAGAAGGAGACAGGAAAAUGCUCAAAGCAGCCAUCAAGCACAGUGCGGGCGAAGAUAACGUUCGUCACCGGGUUGUCCCUGCUGAUAUUUUUCCCAAAUGGGUCAAGAGGGUAGAGGCUCUGAGAGACGAGGUCGCAACAAUUCUUCAAGAAGAGAAGGAGGAAAAGCAGAUUCGGCAGGCGGAAAUGGAACUUAAGAAAGGACAAAAUAUGAUCGAGCAUCAAGAUGAGAUUUUCUCUCGGCCUGCUCGAACUUGGUUUCAGAGCGAAAAGGAGAAGGCAAAGGCAGUUGCCACGAGCAAACAGCAGCACGAGAGUGGAAUGGCACUCACGCCAAAGGGGAGACCCAAGGCUAUUGACGAGCCCAAGCCAAAAAGAGACAAGUUUGCUGGUCUGACCAGGAAGGCAAAGCGACGGAAGAUGGCAUUAGAAGCCGACAAGGAAUUAGGUGAGACAGGUGCUGUGAACGCUGCCAUUCGUUCCGCAAAGAAGGCUGCUCGUUCCGCCAAAAUUGGGAUUCCAGACCACCGAAACGUACCCGCUUCAAAAAGAACGAAGGCAAGAAAAGGGGCAUCAAGAACUGGUGGUAAUACAUUUGACAGGGAUUUAUCAUCGAAGGCAGCAAGGGGUGAAGGGGUGCGUGCCAAGAAGGGAGACACAAUCGGCGGGAUGGGCAAGCGCAAGGGGGGAAAACGGAGGGACAAAUAG
Molecule: messenger RNA, 2310 nt
Organism: Suillus subaureus
Lineage: Eukaryota; Fungi; Basidiomycota; Agaricomycetes; Boletales; Suillaceae
Product: DEAD-domain-containing protein
Exons: 8
Coding region: 1-2310 (769 amino acids)
Molecular function (GO): RNA helicase activity; ATP binding; nucleic acid binding
Source: RefSeq, a predicted model, not a curated record